Ectocarpus sp. CCAP 1310/34 is the source of this 1113-nucleotide messenger RNA. The record is from the annotation of a GenBank genome assembly. Lineage: Eukaryota; Phaeophyceae; Ectocarpales; Ectocarpaceae.
AUGGAGCGCCUUGGACAGCUUCGUCUUGAAGACAAUAACCUCACAGGUGCCGUUCCGACGGGGCUGGCAAACUUGAGUGCUCUUUCGACGCUUCAGGUCGGCAACACCAGAUCGAAGGCCAUCUUGCGCCGUGGCAACAAGCUUACCGGAGGACCGGCGAAGGGCGAGGCACUUGGCGCGUGGAAAGAUCGAAUAUUGCGCAAACAGCAGGCAGUCAAGGAUCAGCAAAAGGAGGCGCAAGCUCCUGAGCCUCCGCCGUCUACUCCUCCCCGCCUGCUACCGCAGCAGCAGGAGGCAGGUGAGAGCGACCAAAAAGAGGAGAACGCCCCCAUGCCGCUUGGCUCCUCAACUCAAGGAGAGGAGGUGAUGGAGGACAGGGCCCCUUCUCUGGAACAUGCUUUCUUGUCCCCAAGGAAGGAACAAGAAGUGGACCGAUUCUUCCGAGCGCAGCUUUCGUCCUCGGCAGGGUUGGGUUCACCCAUCAGGGAGAACCCUGAAUCGCUGGAGGACAAUGCAACGCAUGGAGGAACUUCGCCCGCGUUUUGGAGUGUGUAUUACACGGCCGUUAGAACCGGCCUCUGCGAGGGGUACCUCGCUGCCAGCGUCAUCAACAGUGACUGGGUGUCCGCGAGCAAGACCGGCAGCAUAGGCGAGGUGGGUGCCGCCGUUAGGGCCAGAGCAAGAGCGGCCUUCAAGCUGCUGUCUAGCACAGUUCCCGUGGUCGGCGGACUGCCCGAACUAGCUGGUAAAGCGUUGGAGAUCGGAGACCACUACCUUCAAAGUCGGCGAUUGGUUAAGCACAGGAAUAUCGAUACCAAGCUCCGGAAGGGCGGUAGCCUUGUCAAAUCAAGCAGAUCGAGCGUCGCAACGUCGAACACGCCGAAGGAAAUGAUCGUCCGAUCGCCUGUUGUUGUGGCGACCGCCCACGACAACGGGUUGCCCUCAAGGGAACAGAUUGCCGCCAUGCAAGCUUCGUCGGAAGCUUUGAAGUUCGACAGGGAAACACAGCAAGCAGAGCUGGAAGAGUUGCAAGCCGCCAAGGACAAGCAGCAAGAAGAGCUGAAAGCAAUGAGAUCAGCGAACAAGAAGCUCCAGCGGAAGGUGAGGCCGUAG